This is a messenger RNA of Etheostoma spectabile (orangethroat darter), 2393 nucleotides long. RefSeq lists its product as uncharacterized. Gene Ontology annotation, biological process: acetate transmembrane transport; succinate transmembrane transport; regulation of translational fidelity. Gene Ontology annotation, molecular function: acetate:proton symporter activity; tRNA binding; nucleotidyltransferase activity. Gene Ontology annotation, cellular component: plasma membrane; cytoplasm. Lineage: Eukaryota; Metazoa; Chordata; Actinopteri; Perciformes; Percidae. Bases 1347 to 2384 code for a protein of 345 amino acids. The record is from RefSeq and is a predicted model, not a curated record. The transcript has 8 exons.
UAAGGUGAAGAGCAGUGAUGUCACCUCUCAGGUUGCAGACGGGGAUUUUCAUGAACUCCUCCUACACACAGGGAGGCCUUAUGUAUGACAAACUUUCAUCACUGCUUCAGAACAACUCAACAAUCUGUCUGAGCGUCUUCACCAGUGAAACUGCAGCUCGACAACAAAGACAGGAUGGCAACAUCAGAUGGGUUUCCAGCCAGUUUCUAUGGUGAACCAGGAGUGUUAGGCAUGUUAUCCAAUGGGAUAAGUGCAUUCCUCGUACUUCUACAGAACUUCAAUACAGCUCACACUGGUAAUGCACCGGUCGGGGUGGAAAACAUACUUGCAGGUGUUCAUCUCAUUUUGAUUGGUGGUAUAUGCCAACUGGUGGCUGGACUGAUUUCCUUUAGAAGAUACGAUCAUCUGAGUGGCACUGCGUUCAUUGGCUAUGCUGCUCUUUGGGGCAGUUAUGGUGCCACUCGAAUCUACUUUGGUACCUUAGAUGAAACUCCUGCAACAGCAUCAAUGCCACAUCAGACGAUGAACAAUUUGUCCCUGUGCACUAACAUGAUGAGCAACAUGUCUCUCAAUGCCACCACAAAGAUUCCAGUUAGCCAUUUAUUGCUGUCCAUAAAAGAGUCAGCAAUCGCUGGUCUGGUCCCUUAUAUCCUUCUGUCCUUUCUCCUAGCCUUCUGCUCUGCCACAGUUAAUUACAUCAUGCCUGUUGUUUUUGGGGCCAUCACAGCCACCUUAGUUUUUGAAGCAGUGGGUCUGGUAGCGAACUCCUGGGCUCUGGUGCUCUCUGGGGUUAUGGAGUUGCUCAUUCUGAUUUUUGCCAUCUAUGGUUCAGCUGCACUGCUUGUAAAAGGUCUGACUCAACGUCUAGUCCUCAAAGGCUUUGGUACCCCCCUUUUUAAUGUUCUGUUGCUAGGGACCCCCAACUCAGCAAGCGCUCAGAGCAUUGGCCAGGAGAAGAAGAAAAACACAAAAUAUGCAGAGCCAGUGGCCUUGGGUUUCUUCUGUGACACUGUUGCCUCUUUCAUCUUUGCUUUCUACAGCUUUGGGUACAUGAAGUCCUUUUACUUAGGAGCUGCAUGGGUCUCAAUCGUCACAGUAGCCCAGCUGUUCUCCAGCUACUAUGCCCAUCUGCGCCAAGACUGUUACCACACCACUAAGUUUGGUCUUCACGCCACAUAUUGGCUGAUCAAAGCUUGGGAUGAAUUUGUGGUAUCUUCUCUGGUUGUGGAGGACAUUAAUGUGGCCUCAGGUAGGGUAAUAAUGGUGGGAAAUUGGUUCUUUAGGUGGCAAGCGUGGUGCUCUGUGUGGGAAGCCUGAACACGGAUGUCCUAGAGCUGAUCCACAACAUGUUGUUUCUCCUCCUUACGCUCUCAACAAUCCCCCAGAUUCCUAUCCAGGGAUACUACAUCUUCUUUGGUGUAGCAUGCUCCCUGUUCACCGCAGCCUCCCUGUAUGGCAUUUUCUCGCGUCUCAUCAACACCAUAGCAGAGAAGUCUCUAAUCCCUGUAGGACCACAGCCCAUCUCCUCUGACCAGUUGAUGAAGGCUUUGAAGUGCUGCAGGGCCGAGCAGGGGGACCAAGAACCACUACCUCAAACUGACCAGGGUUCAGACGCCCUGUUCUAUCUUUCAAAUGGGGUUGCAGCUCUCUCAGCUCUUCAUGCAAGUUCAUCCAGGACAAACUCCACCUUUCUUCAUCUGACCAUCCCUUGGGUCCUCAUCUCUGGAGCCAUCAUCCAGGUGUAUGUCAGCCGACUGCAGGUCACAGGAGGUGGCCGUUUUGGUUCAGUCAUCUCAUCCAUCUAUGUAGUAGUAUGGGCAACCUGGACCUGGUUUAGGUUUGCAGGUGACAUGCUUCAGCUUUCCACAGAUGAAGCUUACGGUUUUACAGCCGGAGCCAUUGCUCUCUUGGUCAUUAAUGCUUUCCUUAUGCUGAUUGCGGCCAACAGGAACCUGGUUUUGCUGUUUCUAACAGCAGUCAUGGAGGUUGUUCUGGUCUGUUUCCUGCUUUCCACUCUGCAGCAACUGCCUUAUCAGCUAGAAAUUGCCAUGCUGGCACUACUUUCAAUAAUUUGUAUAUAUGGAGUUCUGGCGUCACUCUUGAACUGCAUCUUCUCACAAAGACUGCUACCUAUGGGCCCUCCCUUAAUAAAGGAGAAAGUGAAGCAGGAAUCUGCUCCGGAUAGUCCCUGUCCUGUGGCUAAUUCCCGACUCACCAGUGGUCUCUUGAAGAUCGCUGGCCUUCUGAAAGAAGGAGGAGUGUGUGGUAUUCCCACAGACACUGUGUAUGCCCUGGCUGCCUCCUGCAAGAGUCCUCAAGCUAUAGAGAGAAUCUACAAUAUUAAAGACAGACCAGCAGAGAAGCCAUCUGCAUUUGCAUCCUAACGUGGAGCA